Molecule: messenger RNA, 2946 nt
Organism: Bactrocera dorsalis (oriental fruit fly)
Lineage: Eukaryota; Metazoa; Arthropoda; Insecta; Diptera; Tephritidae
Exons: 2
Coding region: 264-1298 (344 amino acids)
Source: RefSeq, a predicted model, not a curated record
AAGCGAGGUUCUUCAACAUAUCGCUGAUUUGCGCCCACGCCCCGACGGAAGAGAAGGACGAUGUGACCAAAGAUGCCUUUUAUGAGUGCUUGGAGCGCACUUAUGUGAGAUGCCCCCGUCACGAUGUAAAAAUCGUGCUUGGCGACUUCAACGCCAGGGUGGGCAAAGAAGGUAUCUUUGGUACUACGGCCGGUAAAUUCAGCCUCCACGACGAAACUUCCCCGAAUGGGUUGAGGCUGAUCGACUUCGCCGGGGCCCGAAAUAUGGUUAUCUGUAGUACUAGAUUCCAGCAUAAGAAGAUCCAUCAAGCUACCUGGCUGUCUCCGGAUCGAAAAACUACCAACCAGAUCGAUCAUGUUGUGAUAGACGGAAGACACGUCUCCAGUGUUUUAGAUGUGCGUGCGCUCCGAGGUCCUAACAUCGACUCGGACCACUAUCUUGUUGCAGCUAAGAUUCGCACCCGCCUCUGUGCAGCAAAAAACGCACGCCAACAAACACAAGGAAGGUUCGACGUCGAGAAGCUGCAAUCACAACAUACAGCCGAACGAUUCUCUACUCGGCUUGCACUCCUGCUCUCUGAGAGCACUCGUCAACAACUCGGUAUAAGGGAACUGUGGGACGGCAUUUCAAACUCUUUACGUACAGCUGCAACCGAAACCAUUGGUUUUCGGAAAGUGCAAAAGAACAGCUGGUACGACGAGGAGUGCCGUGUCGCAGCGGAGAGAAAACAGGCUGCCUACCUCGCAACGUUACGAUCGACCACAACACGUGCGGGAUGGGAUAGAUACCGAGAGUUGAAGAGGGAAGCGAGACGCAUUUGUAGACAGAAGAAGAAAGAAGCCGAAAUGCGUGAGUACGAAGAGCUCGAUAAGCUGGCCGACAGGGGUAAUGCUCGAAAAUUCUACGAAAAGAUGCGGCGACUUACAGAAGGUUUCAAGACCGGAGCAUACUCCUGUAGAACCCCCCGAGGUGAUCUAGUUACCGAUGCCCAGAGCAUACUUAAAUUAUGGAGGGAACACUUCUCCAACCUGCUGAAUGGCAGUGAUAGCACAACACCGGGAGAAGGCGAACCCGAUUCCCCAAUCGAUGACGAUGGAGCAGACGUUCCAUUGCCCGAUCAUGAAGAAGUUCGAAUAGCAAUUGCCCGCCUGAAAAACAACAAAGCGGCAGGGGCCGAUGGAUUGCCGGCCGAGCUAUUCAAACACGGCGGCAAAGAACUGAUAAGGAGCAUGCAUCAACUUCUUUGUAAAAUAUGGUCGGACGAAAGCAUGCCCAACGAUUGGAAUCUAAGUGUGUAAGGUUCUGUCGAGCGUAUUGUGUGAAAGAUUAAAGCCCACCGUCAACAAACUGAUUGGACCUUAUCAGUGUGGCUUCAGACCUGGUAAAUCAACAACCGACCAGAUAUUCACCAUGCGACAAAUCUUGGAAAAGACCCGUGAAAGGAGAAUCGACACUCACCACCUAUUCGUCGAUUUCAAAGCUGCUUUCGACAGCACGAAAAGGAGCUGCCUUUAUGCCGCGAUGUCUGAAUUUGGUAUCCCCGCAAAACUAAUACGGCUGUGUAAACUGACGUUGAGCAACACGAAAAGCUCCGUCAGGAUCGGGAAGGACCUCUCCGAGCCGUUCGAUACCAAACGAGGUUUCAGACAAGGUGAUUCCCUAUCGUGCGACUUUUUCAACCUGCUUCUGGAGAAAAUAGUUCGAGCUGCAGAACUCAACAGAGAAGGUACCAUCUUCUAUAAAAGUGUACAACUGCUGGCGUAUGCCGAUGAUAUUGAUAUCAUAGGCCUCAACACCCGCGCCGUUAGUUCUGCUUUCUCCAGACUGGACAAGGAAGCAAAAGAAAUGGGUCUGGCAGUGAACGAGGGCAAGACGAAAUAUCUCCUGUCAUCAAACAAACAGUCGUCGCACUCGCGACUUGGCACUCACGUCACUGUUGACAGUCAUAACUUUGAAGUUGUAGAUAAUUUCGUCUAUCUUGGAACCAGCGUAAACACCACCAACAACGUCAGCCUAGAAAUCCAACGCAGGAUAACUCUUGCCAACAGGUGCUACUUCGGACUAAGUAGGCAAUUGAGAAGCAAAGUCCUCUCUCGACAAACAAAAACCAAACUCUAUAAGUCACUCAUAAUUCCCGUCCUGCUAUAUGGUGCAGAGGCUUGGACGAUGUCAACAACAGAUGAGUCGACGUUGCGAGUUUUCGAGAGAAAAGUUCUGCGAAAGAUUUAUGGUCCUUUGCGCGUUGGCCACGGCGAAUAUCGCAUUCGAUGGAACGAUGAGCUGUACGAGAUAUACGACGACAUUGACAUAGUUCAGCGAAUUAAAAGACAGCGGCUACGCUGGCUAGGUCAUGUUGUCCGGAUGGACGAAAACACUCCAGCUCUGAAAGUAUUCGACGCAGUACCCGCCGCGGGAAGCAGAGGAAGAGGAAGACCUCCACUCCGGUGGAAGGACCAAGUGGAGAAGGACCUGGCCUCGCUUCGAAUAUCCAAUUGGCGCCACGUAGCGAAAAGAAGAAACGACUGGCGCGCUGUUGUUGACUCGGCUAUAAUCGCAUAAGCGGUGUCUACGCCAAUUAAGAAGAAGAAGAUAUAGUCGUACUCCAUUAAACGCAGAGGAAAUUAAUUUCAAUUACAGAUAAUCGAAAGCUAGACGCGUCGUUGAAAACGCGUUCGGAAUUUUGUGCAGCCGAUUUCACAUUCUUGAAAAUGGGAUAAAUUUGAGUCCACAAAAAGCAUCGAAAAUAGUUUUGGCUUGUUGUUAUCUUCAUAAUUUCUUAUAGAAAAAUAUAGAAUCGAUAUAGAAAAUGUUAUCACAGCACAAACUAAAAACGUAUCUCAGAAAAGUUCUUGUGAGCUUUCAAAAUUAAGACCGCUUCAAGGGGCAAAUGCGGCGAAAUGUGUACGUAAUAAAUACAAAGAGUAUUUCAACACAGUUGCAUCAGUU